Messenger RNA from Drosophila takahashii, 1971 nucleotides. It is a transcript of the gene pix, whose product is annotated as ATP-binding cassette sub-family E member 1 pix. Lineage: Eukaryota; Metazoa; Arthropoda; Insecta; Diptera; Drosophilidae. Gene Ontology annotation, molecular function: ATP binding; ribosomal small subunit binding; ATP hydrolysis activity. Gene Ontology annotation, biological process: translational initiation; translational termination; ribosomal subunit export from nucleus. The record is from RefSeq and is a predicted model, not a curated record.
CCUCCAACCAGUAGUGUUGGUAAACCGUUCGAAACUCCCCCCUUUUGAAACUUGUUGGCUGACACGCAAGAGCGUGCGUUCUGUCUCUUUUACAACAAUUUCGGCCUAGUUCGCAGCAUGUCGCGCAGAAAGGAGAACGAGGAGGUGGACAAGCAGACGCGCAUUGCCAUCGUCAGCGAUGACAAGUGCAAGCCCAAGCGGUGUCGGCAGGAGUGCAAGAAGACCUGCCCGGUGGUGCGCAUGGGCAAGCUCUGCAUCGAGGUGACGCCCACGUCCAAGAUAGCCUCGCUGUCCGAGGAGCUCUGCAUCGGUUGCGGUAUCUGUGUCAAGAAAUGCCCCUUUGAGGCCAUCACAAUCAUCAACUUGCCCAGCAACCUGGAGAAGCACACAACGCAUCGGUACAGCAAGAACUCCUUCAAGCUGCAUCGUCUGCCCAUUCCGCGUCCCGGCGAAGUUCUUGGCUUGGUGGGUCAAAAUGGUAUUGGCAAGUCGACGGCCUUGAAGAUCCUCGCCGGCAAGCAGAAACCCAAUCUGGGCAAGUACGCCAAUCCGCCCGACUGGACGGAGAUCCUCAGCUACUUCCGCGGCUCCGAGCUGCAGAACUACUUCACCAAGAUCCUCGAAGACAACCUGAAGGCGCUGGUCAAGCCGCAGUAUGUGGAUCAGAUCCCCAAGGCGGUGCGCGGCGCUGUCGGCGAUCUGCUGGACAAGAAGGACGAGCGGGAACUGCAGACCAAGAUCUGCGAUAUGCUGGACCUUUCGCAUAUCCGGGAUCGUGAGAUCUCCCAGCUGUCCGGUGGAGAACUGCAGCGCUUUGCAAUCGCCAUGGUUUGCAUACAGAAUGCCGACAUCUUCAUGUUCGACGAGCCGUCCUCGUACUUGGAUGUGAAGCAGCGUCUCAACGCUGCCUUGACCAUUCGAUCGCUCCUGCAUCCCACAAAGUUCAUUAUCGUGGUGGAGCACGAUUUGUCUGUGCUGGAUUACUUGUCCGAUUUUAUUUGCUGCCUUUACGGAGUUCCCGGCUGCUAUGGAGUGGUCACUAUGCCCUUCUCCGUGCGCGAAGGCAUCAACAUAUUCCUCGACGGCUUUGUGCCCACCGAAAACAUGCGUUUCCGCACCGAAUCGCUCACCUUCAAGGUAUCUGAAUCGGCCACCGAGGAGGAGAUCAAGCGCAUGAACCACUACGUGUAUCCCUCCAUGGUCAAGACCCUGGGCAAGUUCGAGCUGACAGUGGAAAAGGGUCACUUCAGCGACUCCGAGAUCCUGGUUUUGCUAGGAGAGAAUGGUACGGGCAAGACCACGUUCAUCCGCAUGCUGGCCGGCAAUUUGCAGCCCGAUGGCGAGGUGGAGCUGCCCAUGCUGAAUAUCUCGUACAAGCCGCAGAAGAUUUCCCCGAAAUUCCAGAAUCAUGUGCGCCAUUUGCUGCACGACAAGAUUCGCGACGCCUACGUGCAUCCGCAGUUCAUUGCCGAUGUUAUGAAGCCCAUGAAGAUCGAGGAGAUCAUGGACCAGGAGGUGCAGAACCUCUCCGGUGGUGAGUUGCAGCGCGUGGCCUUGGUUUUGUGCCUGGGCAAGCCAGCGGAUGUCUACCUCAUCGACGAACCGUCUGCCUACUUGGAUUCGGAGCAGCGUCUGGUGGCCGCCAAGGUUAUCAAGCGCUACAUUUUGCACGCCAAGAAAACUGGAUUUGUGGUGGAGCACGAUUUCAUCAUGGCCACCUACCUCGCCGACCGCGUCAUCGUUAUUGAGGGCCAGCCCUCGGUGAAGACGACGGCCUUCUCGCCGCAGUCGCUGCUGAACGGCAUGAACCGCUUCCUCGAACUGCUCGGCAUCACCUUCCGUCGCGAUCCCAACAACUUCAGGCCCCGCAUCAACAAGAACAACUCGGUCAAGGACACGGAACAGAAGCGCUCCGGCCAGUUCUUCUUUCUGGAGGACGAGGCUUGUUAGUUAGACAGAAUCACGGACAAC